AUGCCCAACAAACGAUUCCCCAUGCACACCCAUGGAUAUCUCUACUACCAUCUCGCGCCCAACGCCCCCGCCCUCUCCGGGCAGGUGCGAUUCCGCAUCACACCGACCAACGAUCCCGCGCUGUUCUCCUCCGGCGAGGACCUCCUCGGUACCGAUCAUUUCCCAUGGAGGCUCCCGCUCAUCUCAUUAGCAACUCGAAAAAACUACGCAGGGCUGUUCCGCCGCCUCCGCGACGACGGGCUCCUGUCCGAGCAUGUCGUGCGCGCCAUCUCGAGCCUGCCGCCUGGCACCGCCCAGCUCAACGCAUGCUUCUCGCGCAUAGUCCACGCGCUCGGCCAGCCGUUCCUGCUCGUCUUUGGCCAGACCCGCCAGUCCUUCUACUUUAUAGGCAUCGACACCGUCCUGCGGGAAGACUUCGUGUCCGUGGCCAGCAAGAAGGACACUGCGACUCGCCCCAUAUGUGCCCCUACGGUCAGAGGGUCCGCGCUGUGCCGCUUUGAGAAGUCGGUGCGCCCCGAGCACGCAGGGCGCCGUGUGGUGGUCUGCCGCGUCGUCCGCAUUGUAGGCCGUUUGGAGCGCACGGAGUUCUGCAACGUCCCGGAGAAUCUCAUGCCGCGCGAAGGAGAGUUGUUAAGACCCCCGAUAAUGGGCGCCGGCUCGGACUUGGGCGACGGGGAGUGGGCGUUCGACGUAGACCGCCACCUUUCGUUGGGACCAGACGCGCUCCGCAGGCCGCUCGCGGCCGGUCUCGAUCUCCUGUACGACAACGAGGCGCGUGGGGGAGGGCCUGUGGGCUGGUGA
Trametes versicolor FP-101664 SS1 is the source of this 801-nucleotide messenger RNA. RefSeq lists its product as uncharacterized. The record is from RefSeq and is a predicted model, not a curated record. Bases 1 to 801 code for a protein of 266 amino acids. NCBI's taxonomy places the organism in Eukaryota, Fungi, Basidiomycota, Agaricomycetes, Polyporales, Polyporaceae. The transcript is spliced from 2 exons.